AUGGCAGACACGAAAAUCGCUGAAAAUGGUGAGGUUGAGAAGAAUGCUGAGCCGGAAAUUUCCAGUUUUCCCAAGAGGAUGCUGAAAUCUGAUCGUCAAGCCUUUGGGUGGCGAGUCCUUCCACUUCUUCACCUGGACGACCCCGUGGAAUUUGUGACGUCACUCAGAAAAAUGGACAUGAGAGAUGAUGACGUCAUAAUAGCGGCUUUUCCCAAGAGCGGCACCCAUUGGAUGUGGGAAGUCACAAAGAUGUUGCGAAAAGGCAUAGCCUCGUACGAAGACCGCUCCAAAGAAACCGUAAUGCUGGAGUUUUCCAAGAGGGACGUCAUCGAAAAGGAAGCCUCUCCCCGCACUCUCAACUCUCACCUUCCCAUGUGUCACCUUCCUCAACAGGUCAAAGAGAAAAAAAUCAAGAUUCUGCAUCUGGUUCGUAACCCGAAAGAUGUCAUCGUGUCCUACUACUACCAUUUGUUACAAAUGGGGAAAUUUACAAUGUCUGAGCUACUGGAACUUUACCUCACCAACGGUAUGAUGAUGGCCCACCAGUUUGACUUCUUGCGUCAAAUGCAGCAAUACCAGAAAGACAACCCGGAGGUUCCUGUCAUGACGAUAUACUAUGAGGACAUGAAGGAGAAUCCCGUCCAAAUAGCUCAGGAGCUGGCAAAGUUUCUCGGACACGACGUCACAGAAAAAUUCUGUAAAGAAGUCGUGGAGGCUUGCAGUUUCUCCAAGAUGAAGGAGGCAGACCCACAGAAGAAAGAGCCAAAACAUGAGAACACGGGCUGGAAAGGACCUCCACUAAAGGUGUACAGAAAAGGUCAAAUUGGCGACUGGAAGAACCAUUUGACGGUGGCUCAGAAUGAGAUGAUUGAUGACUUCAUUGCCCGGGAGUCUGAAGGAAUCGAGUUCCAGUUUAAAUACAUUUGA
Molecule: messenger RNA, 927 nt
Organism: Aplysia californica (California sea hare)
Lineage: Eukaryota; Metazoa; Mollusca; Gastropoda; Aplysiida; Aplysiidae
Product: sulfotransferase family cytosolic 1B member 1-like
Exons: 7
Coding region: 1-927 (308 amino acids)
Biological process (GO): sulfation
Cellular component (GO): cytoplasm
Molecular function (GO): sulfotransferase activity
Source: RefSeq, a predicted model, not a curated record